This is a messenger RNA of Medioppia subpectinata, 6259 nucleotides long. NCBI's taxonomy places the organism in Eukaryota, Metazoa, Arthropoda, Arachnida, Sarcoptiformes, Oppiidae. The record is from the annotation of a GenBank genome assembly.
UCAGAGAUUAGACGAAUUUGUUGCGAAAAUCAGUCACAAAUAAUGGAUAAAUUUGCCAUCGAUUUGGACAGUAUUUUGGAUCAGCUCGAAGACGAUGACACGGAAGUGAGAGGACGUCCGCCAUCGCUGGUGAAGAUCGCGAAUAACAACACUUUUGGUUACAAUAAGAGUAACUUCUCGUCUCUUCAUUCGUAUUGCGAUGACUCGAGUGUCGGCCAGACAUCGGGCGAUGCGAUGGUCUGUUCCACGUCUUCGUCGGCCCACAACAACAGCGCAUACAAACGUCGCCUCUUGUCGUCGUAUAUGGAGAGCCAAACACUGGAACCGUUGGACUCAUCGGAGGCUGACUUUGGCAUUAGUGUCAAACGGAUUGAUAGCGAAUGCAAUGGACUCUUAGAUCUAAACGACGGAAAGAGUGGAAACACUACUUAUAAUGCGAGCAAAGAAGUGAACGAAUCGAUGGAAAAGAAUCGAUUGAUUACUUCGUUGUUAGAGAAGGCGAAGUGGAAUACAGAGGGAGUGACACAAGAAGGCCAUGAAUACGAUGUCGACACCGGUUCCAGCGAUGAAGAGGUUUCCGAUGAAGUGAUUUACGUGUCGAUCGACCAAAAGGGUGACAACAAUGAGAGAAGAGAUUCUGUGGAAAUCCAAGAACCGUCGAAUGAUGGACAGCAGAUCCAAAUUGAGAUAUUGCCAUCGAAUUCAACACAACUGAUAUUCGAUGACAUUAUUAACGACACGAAUGAAAGUGUUUUACAGAAUAAUAGUUCAGAUCUGAUAGAAAGCGGAGAACAUAUUGAAGAAUCGGUUUUGGAUGCGAUCGAAGAAAACGAUUUAAAAGUUAUGGACAAAGAUAUGGAGACAACUGUGAAGUCAGAAGAAGAAGUUGUUAAUGAUUUAAGCGAAGAAAGAUGUGAUGAAAUGUUGUGUGAAAUUGAGUGUCAAAAGGAUGUGAAAUGUGAAGAAACUGUGAUAAAUGAAGACAAAUGGGACACCGAUUCGAUGAAAAAUAAUUUCGACGAGACUUCAAAUGUGAUGAAAUUCAAUGAAAUUGAAGUAAAUAUCGAUGAGUUGACAGAACAGGAGAUCAAUGAAUAUUUGCAUGAUUUUGAAGACAAUUCGUGUGAAAAUAAUGAAUUAGUUGUUUCUAACAUCAAUUGCGAUGACAUCGAAGCCAAUGUCUCAAACAUCUCAAAUAUGUCUCAAAUUAAUAUCCAAACCAACAGUGAUUUAAUACACAAUGAUUUUUUGAACGCAAACAUUGAUAAAGAUAUGAAUUCAAUGAGUCAGUCGACGUCCAGUGUCUCCAUUGAAGAGAACGAUAAAAUUAGUGAUAUUUCUGACUUUGAUGUCAGCCAUCAUCAGAGCAAUAGUUUUACGCAAAAUUACGACAAUUGUAUCGAUAAUCAAAACGAUAACAUUUCUCAAACCGAUGACAUUCCGUCGCGAAUAAGUCGCCCCAAUUCUCUUGCAAUCGCUUCCAAUGCAAUACAUGUGAACACUUUGGAGACCAAUGAGGAGCUUAUCGAUGAUUCUGGGACUCAGACUAAUACUGACUUCGGCGACGACAACAUUACUAAUGAGAUGAAUGAUGUGCUAAAUGGUAAUGAAUUGACACCAAAUGUGCCAAACGGGGAGUUUAGUGAACAGAAUCUAACUCUGGGUCUCAAUGAAAACAUAUGCGAGGGUUUGAGCGAAGAUUUGACACUCGGUUUGAGUGAAGACGAGCAGAUGUUGGGCAAAGUGAAGCCCUUUUGGAUUCCCGACAACGAGUCACAGAUGUGUAUGCAUUGCGACAUCAGAUUUACUCUCAUUAAGAGAAGACAUCACUGCAGAGCGUGCGGUAAAGUAUUGUGCGCCCAGUGCUGUAACAGUAGAGCAAAGCUGUUAUAUUUGGACUGCGAAGUGGCCAGAGUUUGUCAGUUUAGUGAACAGAAUCUAACUCUGGGUCUCAAUGAAAACAUAUGCGAGGGUUUGAGCGAAGAUUUGACGCUCGGUUUGAGUGAAGACGAGCAGAUGUUGGGCAAAGUGAAACCCUUUUGGAUUCCCGACAACGAGUCGCAGAUGUGUAUGCAUUGCGACAUCAGAUUCACUCUCAUUAAGAGAAGACAUCACUGCAGAGCGUGCGGUAAAGUAUUGUGCGCCCAGUGCUGUAACAGUAGAGCAAAGCUGUUAUAUUUGGACUGCGAAGUGGCCAGAGUUUGUCAGUGCUGUAACAGUAGAGCAAAGCUGUUAUAUUUGGACUGCGAAGUGGCCAGAGUUUGUCAGGUCUGCUAUUCAACGUUAGCCAGAAUCGCUGCAAUUGAAAGAAAUGCAAACGAUAUGAACCAAUCGAGUCCUUCCACUUUAAGACCAGAUAAUCUCUAUCCGAACUCAACUUCGGGCUCGUCCUCUAUGUCUAACAUCCGGAGUCCGGAUCCGAACAAUCCAUCGGAAUAUUGUUCGACAAUACCUCCAUUAGAACAGGAACAGGAGCUGAGGGACCGAAUGCCGCCCACUGUUAUGGUGCCCGUAGGCGUCCUCAAGAGAGGCGAUCGGCCCAAAGGCGAACCCAAACAAGUGGUGUUUUCCGAUGGCAUCCGUCCCGGAGGGGACUUAACUGAAACCAGUGAGAGCUCUACCAGUAGUCUGACAUUCUUGCGGAGAACCGGAAGAAUUCAACACAAACUCAAGUCUCCGCCCGUUGAGAGCGUACCCGCAGUUCAAACCACUACCACAGCAUCGAAAUCAAAAGCCAGUCGUAUUGUGAUAACUGAUACAAACGGAACAUUGCCUCCAAUUAUCAAUUAUUAUGACUUGAAUGUUAACAAAUCAGUUAAAAAUAAGCCAACCAUCAUCAAUCUAAUCGAUUUUCUCAAAAACAAAGACUUGUGUCCAGUCGUGUUCGCGUUGACCAAGAAUUUACAUAUUUAUUCAAAAAUUGUUUUGAAGAGCUGUUGCGUAAAGAGUGAAGUGUGGACUUUUGCCUCGAAAGGUAUGGCCACUAUAGGUCAGGACGAGAUACUCGUCUCAUUAGAGCGUCUCCCAGAAGAGGAUAUCUUUCCCAGAGAUAUAUUCCGCUUAUUUACCACAGUCUAUGACAGCGCCACUAAAGGCAUUGGCUUCUUAUUCGCGCGCCCGACUCUCCAGUGCUUUAGUAAUCUAGUGUUGCCGUCACCGCCUUUCCUAUUGGCUAUUCUUAUACAUAAAUGGGAGAUCCCAUGGGCUAAGGUCUUCCCAAUCAGACUAUUGUUACGUUUGGGAGCGGAAUAUAAAUACUAUCCGAGUCCUAUAGUGAGCUAUCGGUGCCGCAAACCUGUCUAUUGUGAGAUCGGUCACACCAUUAUGAAUGUGUUGGCUGACUUUCGAAAUUUUCAAUAUACUCUUCCGACUGUUUCCGGACUAACCAUUCAUUUGGAAGACAAGAAAAUAACGGUUCAUUUGCCGCGAAAUCGUUACGAAAAGGUCCAGAAAGUGGUGGCCACUAGUAAUGAACACGUGUUGGCUUUCGGGGCCAACUUUAGCCUUAAGGCUGACUCGCAUUUAGUGUGUAUGCAAAACGAUGUGGACGGACAGUACCAAACGCAGUCCAUCAACAUCGAGGGCGCCCCACGCAAGACAACGGGCGCCAGUUUCAUAGUGUUCAGUGGGGCCCUCAAGUCCAGCACUGGACUCACCGCUAAAAUGUCUAUCGUUGAGGACGGACUGCUCGUUCAGAUUCCGCCCAACACUAUGACUGAGUUAAGGAACUCAAUCAAAGAUAUGAAAGAUUAUGAUAUCAAUUGCGGUAAAAUUGAUUCACUGCCCGAUGAAGUGAUACACAUGUCUUGGGCUGAAGAAGAUAUGUCCGUUAAUCUCGGAGUCCGGAGUCCUAUCGACGCUACGAAUCUUGAAGGCAUUCAAAGCAUACGAAUAUUUAAUGGAACCGAUUAUACAAACAAUAAAUUUGUUAUUCGUUGGACUGAAGUGUUCUUUCUUCACGUCAAUGAAUUGAGUCGAAGGCAUGAUUCGCUCGACUCCAGCAGAUUAGCAGAGAUGAUAUCUCAAGCAUUUUGUUUAGCACUCACUUCUUGUUUCACCGCUAAAAUGUCUAUCGUUGAGGACGGACUGCUCGUUCAGAUUCCGCCCAACACUAUGACUGAGUUAAGGAACUCAAUCAAAGAUAUGAAAGAUUAUGAUAUCAAUUGCGGUAAAAUUGAUUCGCUGCCCGAUGAAGUGAUACACAUGUCUUGGGCUGAAGAAGAUAUGUCCGUUAAUCUCGGAGUCCGGAGUCCUAUCGACGCUACGAAUCUUGAGGGCAUUCAAAGCAUACGAAUAUUUAAUGGAACCGAUUAUACAAACAAUAAGUUUGUUAUUCGUUGGACAGAAGUGUUCUUUCUUCACGUCAAUGAAUUGAGUCGAAGGCAUGAUUCGCUCGACUCCAGCAGAUUAGCAGAGAUGAUAUCUCAAGCAUUUUGUUUAGCACUCACUUCUUGUUUGGAUCAGUUGUUUGAGAACGGAUUUACUAAAAUUGGUUUACGAAUUAGUUUGGACGCCGAUAAGGUGGGAUACGAAGUGGGAAGUAAUGGCACCGCUUUGCCGCCCCAAUACACCACUGAAUUGGACGGCGCACUCAUACCCGUCAUUAUGGACAACAUCUCUUCUGGCAUUGAAGACCAACUUGUGAUGGAGUUAUUAGGACAUAACAGACCAUUAAGUGUUGCGUCUUCUCUCCCAAUGGAUCCGUACAAUGAUUUGCAUCAAAACAAUGGCCAAAAUGGGCAACAAAUGCCUCAAAUGAAUAGCGAUCCCAAUGCUAGACAAAGACAAGCGGGAGAUCACUAUUUGGCGGAUCAGAUGUCUCAACAACAACAACAACUCAGGCAUCACUUCAAUACUCCGAUGGACUCUCACUUGAGACGUCCCAACACUACAUAUAACGACUCAAUCAAUGAAAUCACAAAACAAACCAAUGCUAUGUCUUUCGGAGUUAACGGUAAAAACAAUUACAACAGUAUUGGCGGCGCCGGAGAUAUGGCCAACAAUUCAUGGAUUCAAUCAGGGGCUAAGGGCCAGUCGACACCAAUGGGAUCGGGCUCUUCGAUGGGCGCAGAGAGCAAGUUAUCUCCAUUUGCCAAAGAAUUCAUACCACGAACGACGAUGUCUUACGCGCCUUCGGGUCCGUCCGCGUCCAACGGCUGGAAUCCGGUUCGCGCGGAUCCGGUGCCGCCUUCCGAACGAGAUUUCGAUGACUUCAUUGCCUGCACUUAUUUGCGUGAAUUCAUUGAUACGAUUACUAUUAAACCGAAUAAAUACGACUCAGGAAUCGCUUACUUGACUGAAGUUAUCAACAGUUACAUCGAUGAGGACGAGUCGGUCCUCCAGACCAUUGUUAACACUAUAGUCGAUCAGGCUAUACUCGAUCCCCAAUUCCGGUACAAUGGAGUCCGUCUUUGCACUUAUUUUAUGGAGCAUUUGAUCGACUUAUCCGAAGAAAAAACAUUCAAACUUCUUCUCUUUAAACGGUGUCAAAGAGAGCACUCGAGACGCGAUUCAUUGAUCAGUUCGGGAGAGAGUGAGAACUAUUUGAGAGGACUGACAAUGUUUAUCGGCGACCUAUACUCGCGCUCUCCGGCGCCCGAAUUGGCCGAAUAUUUGCCGCAACUGUUAAUAUCGCUUCUCUCGAAACCGCAUAAAGAGAACCUGAAGUGUGUUUGUCAAGUGCUUAAGUUGUGCGGUUCUUCAUUGGAGAAUCAUUACAUCCAAACGAAAGGCGAUGACAUGAAUCAAGUGAUGAAAGACAUGGAGACGAGUUUAACCACUAGUGAGGCCAGCAUUUACAUCAAGGAAUUGGUGGUGAAUAUAAUUGAGAUGCAGAAACGCGGAUGGGUUCCCAAACCUCCCGCCGCCCACACACUCAUCAACCCAUACCUACCGAAUGGCACACAAUUAUCCCAUAAAAAAGCUACGAUUUCAGGCGAUUAUUACGAGUAUAGCACUUAUUCUGACGAAGAAGAAGAGGAGGAACCAGUGCCGCAGAACCAGAACCAGAGCCUUCCGCCGCCGAGAUUAGGCUACGAUUUCGGUCAGUGCGGCGACGAAGACGACAGCGAAGUCUGCGAAGCGUUUGAGGAAUUUCUCAAGAAUUCGGGCCAAAAUUGAUUGAAAAAUGAAACCAAUUUUUACAACUUAUUUAAAGUCUUAUUUAGUUCUCAUUAUAUAAUUAUAUUUACAUUUUAUUGUUUCCACUUUUUUGGUUCAUAAAUAAAGGCUCCGAAAGCCAUGACUUAACUCUUUUAAA